This is a messenger RNA of Naegleria lovaniensis, 471 nucleotides long. RefSeq lists its product as uncharacterized. The transcript has a single exon. The coding region runs from base 1 to 471 and encodes 156 amino acids. Lineage: Eukaryota; Heterolobosea; Eutetramitea; Acrasida; Naegleriidae. The record is from RefSeq and is a predicted model, not a curated record.
AUGAACGUACCUCAAAAUUAUCUUGAUCUCACCUCGGAACUGUUGCAAGAAAUAUUGAAUAUCUAUACGGAUGAGAACAGAAUAUUUACUUGUUGUUUCAGGAGAGAGGAUCUAAAAACUAAAGAAAUCAAUAAGGAAUCAACCAUGUCAUCUUUACCAACCACAAUUUCGUAUCAAGUCUCAAUUUCAAAACCAACCAGGGAACAACCCAUUCCGAGCUUGGUUUAUGAUAUUCGAGUCGGGUUUAAACUUCCUUCAAACAAGAUUUUGAAAAACCUUUCCUCUCUUCCUUUCAUACAGCACGUUUUGUUUUUCGUGGAGCACCGGAAAGAACCAUUUGAGAUCCAUUUGCAUAUUGAGGAUGGCGUUUUAACGGAUUCGAGCGACACCAUCAAGAAGGAGUUUGAUUUAAUGGCUCUCAUUGAUCAAUUCUUGGGUAAAGAACUUACCAUUUCCUCAAAGGAACAUUGA